Molecule: messenger RNA, 1333 nt
Organism: Gigantopelta aegis
Lineage: Eukaryota; Metazoa; Mollusca; Gastropoda; Neomphalida; Peltospiridae
Product: methyltransferase-like protein 24
Exons: 8
Coding region: 16-1080 (354 amino acids)
Source: RefSeq, a predicted model, not a curated record
CAUUCUCGUGGGUUGAUGGUCGCAAGUCGAUGGUUUCGAUUUUGUGGCACAAUGAACUACCGCGUGGUGUUAGUGGUAUGUGUGACGAUCUUCCUGUUUCUCUUUGUCUUCACUCGUAUUGCAGAUCUGAAAACAGCGACCAACAAUCUUCACUUGAUGUUUCUGAACGCUCAAAGAGAGGGAACUUCGACCAAGUCAGCCAAGCAACUACAAGAUCUAGCUUCUUCAGCACCUAUUCGUAAAAUGCCACAUGUUGAUGCAGAUUCAUCGGCACCUAUUCGUAAAAUGCCACAUGUUGAUGCAGAUUCAUCGGCACCUAUUCGUAAAAUGCCACGUGUUGAUACCUCGAUUCUUGCUGGUGUCAGAAAGAAGGGAUUGGUUAAAGGUUUACCAACAGGGAAGCGUCUCAAGUCCAUGGAUAAAGAAUCAAUGUUCAAAACCUAUCAUAGCUACGUAACCAACAUCGAUAUUAUUUGUGAACGGAAAUUUAGAAUGGGUAAAAUAGGAGAUGGAGGCUGGGAAGUGUGUGAUGAUCCACCAUACAGACCCAUUAAACCAUGCAUAGUGUACUCGUUUGGAAUCAACUACGAUUUCUCCUUUGAUGACGACAUUGCGAAGACUUAUGAAUGUGACGUGUAUUCGUUUGAUCCAAGCAUGAAAAUGAACACAACAAGACGGAAUGAUCGUAUCAUGUUUUAUAAAAUUGGAAUUGGAGGAAAAGACACAAUAAAUAAAAGGAAAUGGAAUAUAAUGACUUUGACAUCAAUACGCAAGAUGCUCAAACAUUCAAAGUCGGUUAUUGAUGUUUUAAAAAUGGAUGUCGAAACCGCAGAGUGGCCUGCGCUAAUUUCGAUGAUGGAAGCCGGAGAGCUGAAAACAGUCCGACAACUCCUGAUGGAAUUUCACACAAAGGGCGAUAUGCAAAAACUCGAAAUUUUCUCAAACCUCGAAAAACUUGGAUUCAGACGAUUUUUUGUUCACUUGAAUCCUGCUUGUCGAUUUUUAAGCUUAGGCAUAUUUCCUGUGCGUUCAUCUGGUUGUCAAGAAGUUCAUUUUGUAAACACUAACAUUCUGUCGUAACAUAUAAAUAACCAAUUUCGGUCUCACCCAUUUGAGAGAUCACCAGGUCACUUUAAAUAAUUAUUGUGAUUGGCUGCUUCACGGUGAUGACCCGGUCGCCACAGCCAUGCCAUCCAGUGGAAUAAGAACGAUCAAAAUUGAUUUCUCUGAGACGUGUAUGUUAAAUUCAAAAUGAUUGCACUACAAUAUAUAAGUAAGCACAAACUCUGUAAAUAAGUAUUAGUUGAAAAAUAUAUUUUUAAUUUCUUUUCAA